Messenger RNA from Hibiscus syriacus, 809 nucleotides. RefSeq names its product elongation factor P-like. Gene Ontology annotation, cellular component: cytoplasm. The coding region runs from base 18 to 731 and encodes 237 amino acids. The record is from RefSeq and is a predicted model, not a curated record. NCBI's taxonomy places the organism in Eukaryota, Viridiplantae, Streptophyta, Magnoliopsida, Malvales, Malvaceae. Gene Ontology annotation, molecular function: translation elongation factor activity. The transcript has 7 exons. Gene Ontology annotation, biological process: peptide biosynthetic process; translational elongation.
GAUUUUCCCGAACGGUCAUGGCGGGAACUGCAACAGUCAGUGUCUCAUUACCCACUUCCACUUCAAUCUUCUCCUCUUUAUCUUCACUUAGAUUUUCUUCAAAGCCAUUGCCUCUUCCUAUGCGUUUUUCUCCAAAACCGCCUUCCCCUCCAAGAUUUCUCGGGAUUUACGCUUUGUCUAGUAACGAUAUCAAAGUUGGGACUAACCUUGAAGUUGAUGGAGCUCCUUUGCGAAUUUUAGAGUUUCUCCAUGUUAAACCUGGAAAAGGGGCUGCAUUUGUGAGGACCAAAAUGCGCAAUUACAUAACAGGAAACACUGUUGAGAAGACUUUCCGAGCCGGUAGUACGAUUGAGGAGGUAAAUGUUUUCAAGGAAACCAAGCAGUUCACUUACAAGGAUGGUUCCCAAUUUGUCUUCAUGGACCUGAACACAUUUGAAGAAACCCGUCUCGAUGAGGUAGAUGUAGGGGACAAGACAAAGUGGUUGAAAGAGGGAAUGGACUGCAUUUUGCUCUUCCGGAACGGAAAGGUUAUUGAUUUUGAGGUCCCCAUUACGGUUCAGCUCACUGUCGUCGAUGUUGAUCCUGGCCUCAAGGGUGACACUGCUUUAGGUGGAUCCACCAAACCUGCAACUCUAGACACCGGCGCCAUCAUUAAUGUUCCGCUAUUUGUUAAUACCGGUGAUCAAAUAAUGGUGGAUACAAGAACCGGGCAAUAUAUGAGCCGUGCAUAACCUUUUGGCUUGGAGAAUUCUUAUAAUCGACAAUUGUUUUUAGGUUCAAUUCAUUUGUUCAUAUAAAUAAACAUUCAA